AUGGCUGGGGUGGCAGUGCACUCAACUGCUGUGCUCUCGCUAUGCCUGCUGCUGGCACCCCAAGGUAUUGCUGGAUGGUCAGUCUUGGUUUUAGGCGGCACGGGCUUUCGGGGCCACUACACGACCGAGCGCUUGGUGCGUGAUGGCCACAACGUGACUGUCAUAAGCAGAGGAGCCAAGUACUGGGAUGUCUUUGACCGACUUGCGCCCUACGUGACCCACUGGAGAUGCAAUCGCACGCUGGCAAGAGAGCACGGCGGAGGAGUGCUUCGAAAGUCUUCUGGCUUGGUGAACUGCACGGACCUUUCGAAGUCGGAUGUCUUUUUCGAUGCCGUGGUGGAUUUCUCGACCCGCACUCUAGACGAAAUGAAGCAGGCCAUCGAGGUGUUUCGGGACCGAGUGGCUCUGUACGUUUUCAUUUCAUCACAUGCGGUUUACGACGUUGCCAAGAACAGAACUCACAGCGAGCCUGUCCUGUUUGAGUCAGAUGCCGAACGACCUGGACGCGAGAUAUCGCCACUGGAUCGAUGGAACCUAAAGGGAAGGAGCGCGCGCGGUGACAACGAGCUCGAGUGCGAAGAGGAGCUUCUGAAGCAGUACAACGCUGGUGGCUUUCCCUACGUGACCCUUCGACUGGGAAACGUUUUCGGGCCGAAGGAGAACAGCAUUCGCUACUGGCUGCUGCACCUUUGGGUCAAGGCUUGUGUUGCGCUGACACUACCUCUACAUGUGGACACCAGCCUUGUGAACACUCGCAUCAGCCUGACGUACACGCCGGACAUUGCAGAGGCGGUGUUGCGAUCGAUUUCCCGCGGCCUCAAUGAAACGUGCUGCUCAGAGAAGGUACACGGAGAGGCUUUCAAUUUAGCAUGCGAGGAGAUGCCAACGCAGCGCGAACUGUACAACUACAUUGGAGAGCCGGCAGGCAUGCCCUAUGUGGAGACGAUCGAGGUUUCCCGCAAUCAUUCUGUGGUGCUCUACCCGGACAACCUGGGUGGCCCAAUCAGCGUGACAAAGGCGCAGGAGGUCUUGCGUUGGUCUCCCACUGGGCUCAACAAGGCCCUCCGUUCGGUGGCUCGGUUCUACGAGCGAAUCAUGCUCGAGGGAAAGAAGCACAAGGGCCAGAUCGAGUUUAUGUACCGGAAGAUGAAAGCCAUGCUGGGAGAAGACGGGCCGCGCUUUGUGGAAUGGACGAGAGCGCAGUAUGCAGAGCGCCGAAAAACGGAGCUUUACGAUGAGCUGGACGAUGAGGAUGAGGAUGAAAUUGUCCUUGCCCGCAGCGACUCCAGGCGUCCUGGAAAAGGAGGGUGGGCCCCUGAAAUCUUUUGA
Messenger RNA from Symbiodinium pilosum, 1329 nucleotides. The record is from the annotation of a GenBank genome assembly. NCBI's taxonomy places the organism in Eukaryota, Dinophyceae, Suessiales, Symbiodiniaceae.